Messenger RNA from Calliphora vicina (urban bluebottle blowfly), 678 nucleotides. RefSeq lists its product as uncharacterized. The coding region runs from base 1 to 678 and encodes 225 amino acids. The record is from RefSeq and is a predicted model, not a curated record. The transcript has a single exon. NCBI's taxonomy places the organism in Eukaryota, Metazoa, Arthropoda, Insecta, Diptera, Calliphoridae.
AUGAAAAAUUUAAAUCCAACAACAACUAUACCAGUUUUAAAAACACAGACAAAUACUGUUAAUAAACAAGCUUGUGAUCCACUAACACAAAAUAGUGAGAGUUUGAAUAUUUUUAACACUAAACAAACCACAAUUAAUAAUGAUGGUACACUGAAGGGCGCUAUACCAAAAAAAAAGAUAAGUACAUUGAAAUCACCAGUACUACCAGGUAUGCUUAGAUAUGUAAGUAUUAAUAAAAGAAAUUUAAGUCCCCAAAAUAAUGGAACGUCUGUCAAGAAACAGAAGAUAGUUGAUAAUCCAUUGAUAGGCAAUCGUUUCGCACUAUUGAGCGAGGAUAAUAAUAAGAGUAUAAAAGAUGGUGCUUACGAAAAGAAAUCAUUAAAGCCACCACCAAUAUAUCUGCGUGAGUCCAGCUCGAAUAAUUUGGUCAAAACAUUUGUUGAACUCAUUGGAAAGAAUAAUUUCCAUAUUGUUCCAAUAAGAAACACCGCCUUUUCUUAUUGGAACAAUAUGCAAGAGACGAAAAUAGUCGUAUACACUGAGGAUUUUUAUAGAAAAAUCUCUCAAUACUUGAAUGAUAAUAAAAGGAAUUUUUAUACCUAUCAACUGAAAAGUAGUAAAGGGUUGACAGUUGUCAUUAAGGGCAUAGAGUCCAGUGUUGAGACUAAUGAUAUCUAG